ACCAAAUCAUGUACGAACAACUUCCUCAGCGGUCAAGCACCGAAUUCCUCCCAGCCACCAAAAACACGGACCAUCUAAACACCCUCACCCAAAGACUACCCUCCUUCAAACUAAAAGGCAUCCCCCUCAUCCUCCUCACCCUCCUUGCCACCUUCGGCCUCCUCGACCUAGGAUACCAAACCUACAACUUCAUCCACACCCACACUCACACCAGAACACCCAUAUCCUGCAACUGCGGCUCCACUGUCCCCGAGGCCCUCUCCAACAACUGCAAAUACGACUCCCUAGCCGCCGCCUGGCUCCCACCGGCUUGUCGUAACGACGCCCUCACCUCAGCAUUCGAACGAGUCGGUUCAAAUCCUGAUGGAAGCUGGCCAUACUAUGCAGAUGUAAACGGAACAAAGCCAUUAUCAAUGGAGGAGGUGUCUAUGCUUCCUGAAACUGGCGGAGGCGGUGGUGAUGCUGGAAGUGUCUUUUUUACGACCCGUGGAUGGCAUCUGGUGCAUUGUAUGUAUUAUUGGAAGAAGAUGUUUUGGUCCAGGGAGUUGGGGACGACGAUUGAGAGAAGGUAUGAUAGUUUGGGACAUAUUGAGCAUUGUCAAAUGAUGGUGAUGAAGGGGGGGGGAUUGGAUGAAAUUGCUACUGCGGCUGGGGUUGCGUUGCAUUCGGAUUGGAUUAAUGGAAAGAUGGAUACAGAGAAAGAACAUGAACAUAAACAUGGGAAUGGUAAUAACCAUGAUAGUCAUUGAAUGCUUGCAACAUGUGUUAGGGGCUAGGCCCGCAAGGCUAAUGACUAGUUAUCAUACAAGAGAUUUCAUUGAAAAACGAAAGAACAGAUGACCAAUCAGGCAUCUCUAUAUACAUUUGUACACACACUGUGUAGUGGUUGCAGAUGACGAAGCCUCGUUUUCAGGU
Aspergillus glaucus CBS 516.65 is the source of this 915-nucleotide messenger RNA. RefSeq lists its product as uncharacterized. Bases 9 to 749 code for a protein of 246 amino acids. The transcript has a single exon. Lineage: Eukaryota; Fungi; Ascomycota; Eurotiomycetes; Eurotiales; Aspergillaceae. The record is from RefSeq and is a predicted model, not a curated record.